Molecule: messenger RNA, 2184 nt
Organism: Pelodiscus sinensis (Chinese soft-shelled turtle)
Lineage: Eukaryota; Metazoa; Chordata; Testudines; Trionychidae
Source: RefSeq, a predicted model, not a curated record
AUGGGGAGAGGCUCCAACGUGUCCCUGGUGCUGGACAUGAGCUCGCUGGCGAGCGUGGAGCCCAUCCGCUCGGUCUGCACCCCCCGGGACAUCACGCUGCGCUACCUGCAGACGUCCAGGCGGGGAGCAAAGAGCCUGGAGCUGCUGCAGGAGGAGUUCUCGAAAAUCCCCCCCAACAUGGUCAACCCGGAGGAGCUGGACAUCCCGGGACGGGCCUUCAAGGACAGAUACAAAACCAUCCUGCCGAAUCCCCACAGCCGCGUCUGCCUCCGGAGAGCCGGCAGCCAGAAUGAAGGCUACAUCAACGCCAACUACAUCCGGGGCUACGCGGGGCGGGCGCAAGAGUACAUCGCCACGCAGGGGCCCAUGCUGAACACGGUGGCGGAUUUCUGGCAGAUGGUGUGGCAGGAGGGCGCGCCGCUCAUCGUCAUGAUCACCAAGCUCAAGGAAGGCAAAGAGAAGUGCGUUCAUUACUGGCCCGAAAAGGAAGCCACCUACGGGCCAUUCACCAUCUGCCUCCGGGGGGUGAGCGAGUGUGCGGAGUACACCGUUCUUGUUUCUCUCUCGCAGAUGGAAGGUGAGUGUCGCCCGGUGAAGCACGUCUCCUUCCCCUCCUGGCCCGACCAGCAGGCCCCCGAGUCGGCCAAGCCCCUGCUGCACUUGGUGUUGGAGGUGGAGCGGAUCCUGCAGGCGGCAGGCAGCAUGGGGCCUGUGGUCGUUCACUGCAGCGCGGGGAUUGGCCGCACAGGCUGCUUCAUUGCCACCAGGAUUGGAUGCCAACAGCUGAGGGCCAAAGGAGAGGUGGAUAUCCUGGGGAUUGUGUGCCAGCUCCGUCUCGACAGAGGUGGAAUGAUUCAGACCAGCGAGCAGUACCAGUUCCUCCAUCGCACGCUGGCUGCGUACGCCUCGCAGUUCCCCGAGACGACGGAUCCCUAGGGCGGGCCUUCUGCUGGGCUCCGACUUUCCUGUGGCCGUCUGGCAUCUCCAGCGUCUGAGCCAACCACGAGCUCCCAGGAGCGGGCUCCCGUCAGCCCUGGCUCCCUUCUGCUUGCAUCAUGGCAGCAGAAGAGGAACGUCGGCCCCUUGAAUGAAAAUGGCCGUGGCAAACCUGCCCUGAACCUCCCGGCAUCUUGUCUGCGGGGUAAUUAACCAAAGCUGCUUCGAUGGGUCCCCACCAACCGUGUUGGUAGGGCAGGUCGGUUUGUGGGCAGGCUUGGACAACGGAGACGGCUUCCGGUGUGUUUUCCUUGGGGCCCUUUGCUAGGAGCAUAAGGCCAGAGUCACUGACGGAAAGGGGCUUUUGCUUUCUACACCCCUAGCAUUUUAGCCCCAACUCUACCAGCAAACUGUGCGAAAGAACUGGAUGUGUGCGGGGCGCUGGAGCACGGCUGGCAUUGCGACCGCACGGAGAGUUCAGUCGAGUGAGGACUGGUAACAUUGCAUGGCCAAUAAACAGCACCCCGGACCCCUGGGGUCUGUUUGGGAGGAAGCGUUGAUUCACGGGAACGGCUUCGCUCCAGGGGGCGGCCCGGGGACUUGCUGUGAACAAACUGGAGUGCAAGAGGCUUUGCUAUUUACUGCCCCGGUGUGUGCAGGGUCGCCGGAGGGACUUCUACAGAGGGGGGAGCGGCUCUCCUGGCCUCUGCUUCAUGAGAUCCAACCUGGCGAAUUCCCAGCAAGGUGCUAGAGAACUGAAUGCCAUCUAGGGACGGCUCCAGCGGGCUCUAUCGCCUCCCUUGCUGAUUCCUGUUCCUCCCAGGGGUUCCCACGCCCACAGGGUGCCCCUGGCCUUUGCAGAGGAGUGAGAUUAUUAUUUAAAUAGGUUACGAAGGCACCUAGACUCCCCCUAAGCUGCACGGAUGCAUGUUCACAUGGCUUCCCACAACGCCCUGCAGAGGCGUGGGGCUGCAGUGGAGAGAGAUAUCCCCAAGCCCUAAAGGUGCAAGGAGUUGUGGGAGCCCUCCCUGGCAUGGAGCCGGCCCCAGCAUGGAGCUGCCACGGCUGGCUGAGGAAAGGGGCCCCUCUUUGUCACCCCCAGCAGGGAGCAGCCCAGAUGAGCCAAGCCCUGGUCUGCUGUCCCAUCUUCAGCCCCCCGCCCAUCCUGAGCACCCACUGCACUCCAAAGCCCUCAUCCCCAGCCCAGAGACUGUGCCCCCUUCUGCACCCCAACUCCCAGCUCUGAGC